GAAAAAAUGUAUUCAAUUUUUAAUAAAUAAUAAAAGAAAAGGAAAGGACAAGGCAAAAAAUAAUGCGGCAGCCCAUUGGAGCCGUUUUAUUUCACGAGGAUCGCCAAACAAGUGGCAUCUCCACCGUCGAUUAAACAGCCAAUCAAGCGGCCUAAAACCUCUCAGUCUGUAAGCCGAGUGUCUCCCAUUUUCUCACCAAAUCCCAUGUAAAUCGCACCUCUUUUUCCUACAGAAAAAAUCUCACAAUUUUUUUCCGUUUAUUUCUCGAGGAAAAAGUUACUGCGGAAUUCAAUUUAGUUUUCCUCUUUUUUUGUUUUUUCUCUCUCGUUUUUUGAAUUAAUGGAUACCGGAACGAAAGUGAAGAAGGGAGCUGGAGGAAGGAAAGGUGGCGGUCCAAAGAAGAAACCUGUCUCUCGCUCUGUGAAAGCUGGGCUACAGUUUCCGGUCGGUCGGAUCGGUCGUUACUUGAAGAAAGGCCGUUACUCUCAGCGCGUGGGGACCGGUGCUCCUGUUUACCUCGCUGCUGUUCUUGAGUACCUUGCGGCUGAGGUUCUGGAGUUGGCUGGUAAUGCUGCAAGAGACAACAAGAAGAAUAGGAUCAUUCCGAGGCAUGUUCUUUUGGCUGUGAGGAAUGACGAAGAACUUGGGAAGCUUUUGGCUGGUGUGACUAUUGCCCACGGUGGUGUUCUACCCAACAUUAACCCAGUUCUUCUGCCCAAGAAAAAUGAGAAGGCACCCAAGGAGCCAAAGUCACCAUCCAAGGCUACCAAGUCUCCAAAGAAGUCACCUAAGAAGGCCUAGUCUAGUCUUUGCUUCUUUCAUUUCUCGUGUAUGUAGCUUGCUUUAUGUACUCUGGUUGCAGAAAAAAGUUGAUGUUGAUAGGACUUCCUAGUUGUCUGUAUUGUGUGGAACAACCUUUGUUUGGAAUGAAUGAAACGAAUUUCGGUUAUCCGAUUAUGUUUGUCUUCUUCCGCUCUGAUUAGAUAGAUGGUUGAAUCGGCUACUGUCUAUGAUGAAAAGCCCUGUAAUUUUACCAUUUCUUGCUUGCUGAUGGUUGAAGGCUAUUUUUGCAAAACAGAAAACAACACUAAUGGGCAAAUAGUUAAAUUCUACAUCUAUCACUGUCGUACAAAAAGGUCUAAAGGAAAAGAAACAACAUAAAAGGGAGUUGAGUUCUGAGUUUUCCCUCAACCUUACCACACUUGUACUGUUCAAUAAUUCUACAAAAUUUAGUACCAUUAGUUGUGUUAUCCUAAGUUAUAUUAGCGCUCACAUUUUGUAGGAGAAGUUAGAGGAAGGAGACGAGUAUAAAAGGAAAAACUGACUGAAUUUGACAUGAGCUUCAAAAUCCAGGGAAAGAAAUCAAGAAACUGAUGCGUUCAAUUGAAUUUAGUGUUGCAUUUCGUUUUCCUUCCAUUUCCACAUUGAAUUUGGCAUGUUUGAAACGGUGCAAAAUGUAAAUUCGCCAAUCUUCUUCCUCUUAUUUUCUUUUAUUACCAAAGAAAGACUCUCUACUAGUCCUAGAGGCAGGGAGGGAUGGGAAGAAGAGUAAGUCUUUGGAGUUUUUAGGUAAGUGAAUUACAGGCUUACAGCUUCCAUGUUGAAACGCCGGAGUGGAUUUCUAUGGAGGCAUUCGAUUGGUAGAAAGAAAACGUAAAGAUGCACACGUUCGAAGUUCAAACCCAGGAAUGUUUCAAAUUUGCUUCCCCUUCCAAGUUUUUUCAUUUGGUUGGAAAAAAAAACAUUUUUUGUUCCUAUGGCUUGAAACCUUGAUUGUUUGUUCUACAAUCUCUCUUUAUCAUCCCUUCGGAAUUGGAAACUGUCACAACCCGUGAGUUCACCGAAACAUGAAAAUCACAAGUCGGAAUAAACACAAAGUCCAUCAUCCAUCCCAUUUAACACCACACCCAAAUCUGAUGAUGUAAUGGGACUCAACCGCCACCGACCCGACUCAUCAUCCAUCUCAAUCAAACUCUUCCAUUUCCCUUUUUUUUUUUCUCCCAAAUCCAACACCCUCAUCAAAAAAUACAUAAACAUAUAAAAUCAUAAUUAAUAAAUCCGAAAACAUUGUAUCAAAAAAAUUUUCCAACAGAUUUCCAUUUCCAAUUUUCUAUCCAUUACAACUACAACAUUAAAGCAUCAUUUAAAAAAAAAAAA
Durio zibethinus is the source of this 2157-nucleotide messenger RNA. Its product is annotated as histone H2A-like. Lineage: Eukaryota; Viridiplantae; Streptophyta; Magnoliopsida; Malvales; Malvaceae. Gene Ontology annotation, cellular component: nucleosome. Gene Ontology annotation, molecular function: DNA binding; protein heterodimerization activity; structural constituent of chromatin. The record is from RefSeq and is a predicted model, not a curated record.